AUGGCUGCUCGAGCAGAAACCUACAGAAUAAUAUGCGGAUCACACUUUGACCGGGCAAUCCCACGCGACCCAGUCUUUACCCCAACCCCGACAAAUUCGAUUCCGAGAGAUUGCUCAACAGCAAAGGCAAAAUUUAGGACGACAUCAAGUUCCCUUCGUAUGGCUUUGGACACAGAAUCUGCCCCGGGCGGCAGUCUUCAUCGACAUCGUGCUCCUCCCGUGGUCGUUCGGGAUCCUCAUGUCCUAGAGAAUCCGACUGAUAAGAUAGGCUUCGUGGAUGGCGUGAUUUUGCACCCCAAACCGUUCACUGCGCGCUUUCAGCUGCGAUUACUGAGGGACGAGAUGGCUCAGUACGGGGAGUGGUUGUAG
This is a messenger RNA of Suillus subalutaceus, 369 nucleotides long. RefSeq lists its product as uncharacterized. NCBI's taxonomy places the organism in Eukaryota, Fungi, Basidiomycota, Agaricomycetes, Boletales, Suillaceae. The record is from RefSeq and is a predicted model, not a curated record. Bases 1 to 369 code for a protein of 122 amino acids. The transcript is spliced from 2 exons.